AUGCCAGCUCUGGCAUUUGGCCUGAACAGUACAAAACCCCAGGCCGGAACCUCGAAGCGCUCACAGAAACGAAAGGCCUUCUUCGAUGGGGACAAUGACGAAGACGACGGUUUGGAUAACCCCCCUCCUCAACAGCACGCCGCAAAGAAGAACUUGAAACCUUUAAAGCCACUUGAUGCGUUCGAUGGGGGGGAAGACAACCUAGAACCUCCCAAGAAAUCACCAAAGGUGUCGAACCCAGGACUGCAGACUUUCCAUCCCAAGGCUGCGAAUGGGGAAGGAUCUGAGAAAUACAUGAAUUUGUCUGCGCUCCGGAGUGCAAAGCUACAUGAUGAGCAGUCCUCUAGAAUUGAUGCUUCGGUAUAUGACUACGAUGCAGCCUAUGACACAUUCAAUGCGCCUAAAGAAAAGAAAUCAAUCGAGGUCGGGGGCUCCAAGCCGAAAUAUAUGGGUUCCUUACUCGACAGUGCGGAAGUGCGAAAAAGGGACCAGCUGCGUGCUCGAGAAAAGCUAUUACAGCGCGAAAGAGAUGCAGAAGGGGAUGAGUUUGCGGACAAAGAGAAAUUCGUGACCGGCGCGUACAAGAAGCAGCAGGAGGAGUUGAAGAAAAUGGAGGAAGAAGAGAAGAAGCGUGAAGAGGUCGAGGAAGAGCGAAGGCGUAAAGGCGGUGGUAUGACCGCUUUCCACAAGCGCAUGCUACAGAGAGAUGAAGAGAGAAUGAAAUCUAUCAAAGAGGCUGAAGAGGCUGCUUUGCGGCGAAAAGAACUGGGCGAGGAAGUUGAAACAGAAGGGCAGGCCGAGCAAUCAGAGAGUAAAAUCGCACAGGAGCUGAAUGAGAAAGGGGCCAGAAUCGUGCUGAAUGAUGAUGGGGAAGUGGUCGAUAAGCGACAGCUACUAUCGGCUGGUCUUAAUUCGGCACCUAAGAAACCCGGUGUGCAUCAAACCACCACGAAAGCGCAGGAUUCAGCUCGUCCUCAAGAGUUCUGGAGAUCCUCGAAAGCUCAAGAUGCUCGACAGUCUCAGCGCGAGCGACAGUCGAGAAUGAUGGAACGGCAGAUUGAGGAAAUGACGGAGAGACAGAAGCAAGCAGAGGCAGAAGAGCAACGGGAGCAGCAAGCAAAGAACAAAAGCAAAAUUACCGAAUCUGAUAAGAUGGGUGCUAGGGAACGGUUCCUGCAAAGAAAGAGAGAGCGAGAAGAAGCAGCCCAGGAAAAAAAGGAAGCGGGAGGAUGA
Molecule: messenger RNA, 1233 nt
Organism: Exophiala aquamarina CBS 119918
Lineage: Eukaryota; Fungi; Ascomycota; Eurotiomycetes; Chaetothyriales; Herpotrichiellaceae
Exons: 1
Coding region: 1-1233 (410 amino acids)
Biological process (GO): regulation of alternative mRNA splicing, via spliceosome
Source: RefSeq, a predicted model, not a curated record